This is a messenger RNA of Aspergillus calidoustus, 963 nucleotides long. Lineage: Eukaryota; Fungi; Ascomycota; Eurotiomycetes; Eurotiales; Aspergillaceae. The record is from the annotation of a GenBank genome assembly.
AUGAACGGCCACCAGAUCCUCGCAAUCCUCGAACUAAUACUCUACGCUACACACCUGGUCCCAGCCACGUUCUGUACAUUCUACUACCUGUUCAAUAAGAAACAGACGGCAUGGCUCUAUCUGCACGCGUUCGUCAUUGCCAAAAUCGGCGGCCCGGCAAUCUACCUCUCCAUCGCGACCAAAUCCAACCCCUCGCGGGACCUCCAAAUGACCGCGCGAAUCCUCUACUCCAUCGCACUGGGCCCGCUCCUCUCCGCGACGCUCUCGUUCGUCAACUCGUCGCCGUCAGGGUCACCGAAACACAACAGCGACCACCAGAGCCAUCACAGCCAGAAUGACCACAGCGCCCCAACGGCGUACCUCCCCGGCGAACAAUAUCAACACCAACAACCAGCAUACACGCCCCUAACAACUGCAGCCGCAGCACCACAGCAGACACCGUCCCCGUUCCUAAUAACCUUCCUCCGCCUAUUGCACCCAGUGAUAAUCGUCGCGCUGGUCCUCGGUAUAAUCUCCGGAAUCGACCGCGCGCCAUCAUCAGACGGGACGCUCAACGCCGGGGAAUUCGACCGCGGCGCAAGACUCGCAAAAGCCUCCGCGGCCCUCUUCGUCCUGGCCCUCGUGGGGAUCAGCGUGGGUGCAGCGUUCAUGUUCCGAUUCCGCAAGGCGCUCCCGAGAAUUGCUUCGUAUAUCAUCACUUGCAUGCCUGUCAUCAUCCCGCUGUUAUUUCUCCGCGUGCUAUAUUCCCUCCUUGCCGCGGCGAAUCUGGAUACCACGGACCAUGGGGGGCAUACGACGAGGUAUAAUGUCUUAAACGGGAAUUGGGCGGUGUAUCUUGUUUUGCGGUUUAUUCCGCAGGGGCUUGUCCUGCUCGUUUAUACAUCGUGUGGCGUGGGGGCGUGGUGGAAUGAUCGCCGGGGGUGCGGUAUUAAUCAAGUAUACAAGGGGACCGGUUUACGCUGA